AUGGAGACUCCUCUUGAGAAGGCCUUGACCACCAUGGUCACCACUUUCCACAAAUAUUCGGGGAGAGAGGGCAGCAAACUGACCCUGAGUAGGAAGGAACUGAAGGAGCUGAUUAAGGAGGAGCUGUGUCUUGGGGAGAUGCAGGAGAGCAGCAUUGAUGACCUGAUGAAGAACCUGGACAAAAACAGUGACCGGGAGAUCGACUUCAAGGAGUACUCGGUGUUCCUGACCACGCUGUGUAUGGCCUACAAUGACUUCUUCCUGGAGGACAACAAAUGACUGGGUUUCCUGUGCCCUCACCAUCACUGCACGUCCCCAGCCUCUGCAGCUCUGCUCACAGACCCUCUUUAGACCCCAAUCCUCUUCUCCCUCCCUGAUGAACUCUGCUCCAGCCUCCCCUUCCAGCAGAGG
Trichechus manatus latirostris (Florida manatee) is the source of this 411-nucleotide messenger RNA. It is a transcript of the gene S100A5, whose product is annotated as S100 calcium binding protein A5. The transcript has 2 exons. Bases 1 to 279 code for a protein of 92 amino acids. Gene Ontology annotation, molecular function: calcium-dependent protein binding; calcium ion binding; transition metal ion binding. The record is from RefSeq and is a predicted model, not a curated record. Lineage: Eukaryota; Metazoa; Chordata; Mammalia; Sirenia; Trichechidae. Gene Ontology annotation, cellular component: nucleus.